AUCAGCACAAAAUAUCCAAACAUUUCUCAAUCUUUUAGAGGUGGAUGUAAACAUGUCAGACAUAAAGAGUCUUUGACUUUUGUGCGACUUUAAUCCAGACACUGACAAUUUCAACUUCAAGCCGACUCAUCUGAUACAACAUAGCGUUCAAGGAAAAGAGACCGCCUACGCGGCGCAGUUUGCACCUGUUUGUUUUUGUCUUAAGACGGAUGUUUAUGUUAUAAUUCGGCUAGUUUGAUUUAUUAUGUGAAUUGUUACGUCUGCCAUUUCGUCCAUCGCUUUCUUAAGAAGUUUAAACCCUUAUACGACUAUGGAAUCUGCUGUUUGCCACAACUGAGCCGAACAAACAACAAUACUGGAGUAGUCAUGGAGGCAAUUUGGCUUUACCAGUUUCGACUGAUUGUCAUUGGGGACUCCACUGUUGGAAAAUCAUGUUUAAUAAGACGAUUCACAGAGGGCCGCUUUGCACAGGUGUCAGAUCCGACUGUCGGGGUGGAUUUUUUCUCUCGGUUGGUGGAGAUCGAACCUGGGAAGCGGGUUAAAUUGCAAAUUUGGGAUACAGCGGGACAGGAGCGCUUCAGGUCUAUUACUAGAGCUUACUACCGUAACUCUGUUGGAGGUUUGCUGCUCUUUGACAUAACAAACCGGCGUUCGUUCCAGAAUGUUCACGAGUGGCUAGAAGAGGCACGUAGCCACGUUCAGCCCCACAACAUCGUCUUUUUGUUGGUCGGCCACAAAUGCGAUUUGGAACCACAGCGGCAGGUGAGCCGCCAAGAAGCAGAGAAGCUUGCAUCAGCGUACGGCAUGCGCUACGUGGAGACUUCGGCACGUGAUUCUAUUAACGUGGAGAGAGCAUUCACAGAGCUAACAAGGGAUAUAUUUGAGUUGGUAAAGAAUGGGGAGAUUACCAUCCAGGAAGGCUGGGAAGGAGUGAAGAGUGGGUUUGUACCAAAUGUGGUGCAUUCUUCAGAAGAAGUUACAAAGGGUGACCGCCGUUGCUUCUGUUGAGUCAACAAUCACCGUCGCGUUAGCCUUCAACCGCUUCCUCCAAUCACAGGAUCAGUCUUCAUCAUUGCCCCUUUUAUGCCUGUUGAAUGCCUAAAGAUCCACCAUGCUCUAUUCAUCCUUCACUCUUCUGUACUAUUUAGCUUAUACCCCUAAUCACAUAACUUCACGUAUGGCCAAACAGAACUCUGUAGUCUGAACGGUUAAUACAUUUUCUUUUUGACGCCCACAUAAGGAAGGGCCAAACAGAACUAUAUCUGCACUUUAACUGUAUCUGCCCAUCCGUUAUUAUUCUAUUAAGCCACGAAAGAUAAACUUUCCAAAGUGAAGAUGUUUGCUUCAGACAAAACUUGUAUCUGGGACUGAAUCUGUUCCAGGUGUCUUCAGGGGAGUUGUACUUAAUGAGUUCACUGACAAGGCUGGGAUACUUAUUCAUGUUGACUUGAAGAUCUCAGCCAUGAACACUUUGAUUGCUUGAUGUGUGAUCUGUCUGAUUAUUGACUUUAAGGACAAAAAAAUGCAAUAUAAAGAACUGUACAAACAUCUGACCUGUAAUUUUUUUAUAUAUAUUCCCAUGGUUACACAACUUAAAUCUUCAGCUCUCAAAAUGGUUUAGAAAAUUGUCACACACGUUGUAUGAUAGUUCCUAAAAUGUUCUUUGUUGAUACGGUCCAAAAGGUACCUUUAACAUCCACAACAUGCACAAAUGGUACUAGUUAAGCUAAGAAAGAAAUCCUUCUUUUGUGAAACGUUGACUAAAAUGUUCUUUGAGGAACCAAAAAUGGAAAGCACCUUUUCAGAAACUCUUUUUUUUUAAGUGUAGUGAAUCGUAUAAACUCAAGAGGUAGAACAUUUUCAAUAUAUGCUCAGAAAUUAAAGGUACAGAAGUUGUACCUUUUGGUCACUGGGAUGGUACCUUUUAAAAAGGCCAAUACAUACCAUUUAGGUGCAGAUAUGUAGCUUUAAGGUACCAGUAUGUACCUCUAAGGUAAGGGUUCUCAAACUGGGGGCCCCCGAAAUGGAGCCAGGGGCCCCAGUUAUAUGACAUCUUAUAUAAUCGAUAAAUUAAACAUAAAUUCUGUGUAAUCAAAUUUCAGAAAAAUAAGGCUACUAACCAACAGCAAUACAUUAAACAUGUAAGGAAUAAUUGACAACUGGCUGUUUAAUUAUUUAAAAAUAAUGCAAAACCAAGGUUGUAAUACCACGUGAAGUUACACUGGGUGUGCAUUAUUUUCUUUUAUUUUAAAGGACUGGUGUCAAUUAUUCCACAUAUACCACAGAAAUUGCUAUGACAUUGCUCUUAAUGGUUAUAUUAAGAAAUUGGUUAGGUGUGCCUUUUACAGAAAAAUAAUCAACACCCAUGGAACAUUUCUCAACCAAUCAAAAAAAAAGCAUUUAACAGCCCCAUGGUAUAAUUUAAUGGUUCGUUUAAUUCAAAUGUUAAUUCUUGGAUUGUUUUAUGUCAUACAGUUUCUAAGGGAUGCAUGCUGAAAAGUUUGAGAACCACUCACUGGUACCUUCGAGGUACCAAUAUGUGCCUUUUAGAUAAAAAAAGUGUACUUUUUGAAAAGGGACUGCCCCAGUGACAACGGUUUUGUACCUUUAGGUACCUUUUUUUCUGUGAGUAUAUUUAUUAGCAAGGUGUGUUUUUAUUGCGGUUUGUACUGGAAGUCAAAUGUAUGAAAGCCAAAAAUUAUUCAAUUUGGGGUCAUUGUUUUACUGUAACAAACCUAUAACAUAUCUAUACCACAAAUUAUCAUAAAAGGCCUCUAAAAUGACUCAUUACUCACUCUAGAAUUAUAAAAAACAUAAACAUAUUGCACCAAGUUACAUCUUUUUCACCUUUUAUCCCAAAAAAUGUUAGCAGAUGAUUGUACCAUUGCUUUUACAUAUUAACACACAAGACAUGUUUCCAGACCUUGCAU
This is a messenger RNA of Paramisgurnus dabryanus, 2930 nucleotides long. RefSeq names its product RAB39B, member RAS oncogene family b (gene rab39bb). Gene Ontology annotation, biological process: Rab protein signal transduction. Gene Ontology annotation, molecular function: GTP binding; GTPase activity. NCBI's taxonomy places the organism in Eukaryota, Metazoa, Chordata, Actinopteri, Cypriniformes, Cobitidae. The record is from RefSeq and is a predicted model, not a curated record.